AUGGAGAACUACCAACGUAAACAAGGUCAAAUUAACUUUUGUGUCUACAUCACCGUGUGUGUGUGGGCGUGUUUAACUAUUCUUGUGGGGACCAGAAAUCCCCACAAGAAUAGUAAACAAACAAAUACUUGACCAACUGGGGACAUUUUGUUAGUCCCCACGAGGUCAAAUGCUAUUUCUAGGGGGUUUAGGGUUAAGGUCAGAAUUAGUGUUAUGGUUAGAAUUACGUUAAGGGUUAGGGUUAGGAGCUAGGGUUAGUUUUAGGGUUAGGGUUAGGAGCUAGGGUUACGUUUAGGGUUAGGGUUAAGGUUAGGUUUUUGGGUUAAGGUUAAGGUUAGGGUUAGGGUUAGGGUUAGGGUUAGGGUUAAGGUUAGGGUUAGGGUAAGGGUAAGAGUACGGGUUAGGGUUAGGUUUAGGGUUAGGAGUUAGGGAAAAUAGGAAUUUGAAUGGGACUGAAUUGUGUGUCCCCAAAAGGUUAGCUGUACAAAACUGUGUGUGUGUGUGUGUGUGUGUGUGUGUGUGUGUGUGUAAGUGAGUGUCUGUGUGUAUUUGUGUGUAUCAAGUUUGGGCAAGUCACUUUGUUACAAUAUUUAGGUUAAUUUAAAUGGCUUAUAAAAAGACAUCCUGUAUGUGGAAUAUGAAUCGUCAUCUCAAUUCUAGUUGGGUUAAACUCUCAUCUGAUUAACAGGUAUACUGCAUAAUACAACUCUGUGAGUUGAGCUCUCUGUUUGAUCAAUCCAAUCAGGUUCCCAGGGUGUGAAGAAGUGGGCUGGGCUUCUGACGUGUCAGACCAUCUUCCUUGUGCUGAUUGGCCUGGUAUCCAUCAGCACCAAUCAGGCAGUUGCAGAGCCCCUGUCAAAUGCCACUCAACCUGGGGAGACCCCUGAGGAAGAGUUGGCCUCCCUGAAGUUGAAGCUGAGUUCUGUGCUGUGUCGCUACAGCCGUCUGUGUAAUGACUAUGCCAGCCUGGCACACAACUGCUCUGCCACAGGUGGGUACUAGCCAGCAACCACUAUGUACGUGUUUGAGAUUAACUCCAUUGCCACCAGACGGUACAGAAUUACUGAUGGACAAAUCACUGAUCUCCUAAAUAACUGCUCAUUAUGUGAUCAUGAGUAGUGCUUCUUGUUUAAACGUAUCCCCAUCAAAUAUGCUGUUUACUGUAUGUUCCCAGAUGGUUAGGACAGGGCCAGGAGGUCACAUGGUCAGGGUCAUUUGAUUAGUGGCCCUAAUUAACAUUCACCCAAUCUAUGGCUCUACAUUCCCCUACAUCUUCCAUCAAGUACUCAUAAUAUUUCCAGAAUGUAUUGCAGCAACAUUUUCAUAAAUCUAGGGACAUUCCACAUUUGACACAGAAGACAUGAACCCACAGCUGGGUAUAGUAAAUACUAUCAUACUGUACAAAGGUUGAAUUAAUAAUCAACUCUUCUUGUUGAUCUUUCUUUGCUUUUUCGGUCGGCUGCUUUCUUCUUUAUCUUUCUUUCUUUCUUUUUCCUUUCUUCUUUUCUUCUUUCUUUUCUUUCUUUCUUUCUUUCUUUUUUCUUCUGUCUUUUCUUUCUCUUUCUCUUUCUUCUUUCUUUCUUUCCUUUCUUUCUUUUCUUAUUCGUCUUUUAUCUUUUCUUUCUUGCUUGUCUUUCUUCUUUUCUUUCUUUUUUUCUUUUCUUUCUUUCUUUCUUGCUUUCUCUUUUCUCUCUCUCCCUCCUCUCUCUCUCUCUCUCUCUCUUCCUCGUUCUCUCUCGGUCUCUUCUCCUCCUCUCUCCUCUCUCCUCCCUCCUCUCCUCUCUCUCUCUCCUCUCAUCUCCUCUCUCUCUCGUCUCUCUCUCCCCCUCUCCUCAUCUCUCUCUCUCUCUCUUCUCUCUCUCUCUCUCCUCUCUCGCUCUCCUCUCUCUCUCUCUCCGUUUACAGUGUUGAAUUUCACAUAGUGUCCUGAUGGGUGGCUUCAUGUAGAUGAAAAAUGUUACUACUUCAGUAACGACACGAUGGACUGGCCGAGCAGCAGAGACAGUUGUACGUCUAUGGGCAGCCACCUUACCAUCCUGCACAGCACGAAACAGCAUGUAUGAAAGUGUGUGUGUGUGUGUGUGUGUGUGUGUGUGUUCUUCUCAUCGUAACCAUGUGUUUGUUUAUAGGAAGCCCUGGGAAAAGAGGUCAGUAGGAUUGGAGGGGUUAAUAGCUACUUCUGGAUCGGCUUAUCAGACAGAGAGAUAGAGGGGGACUGGAGAUGGGUGGACAACACAACGCUCACAAACAAGUAUGUACUGUCUGCAACCCUUUCAACAAUCUCAACAUGACACGUACAACGUUGACUCAAAAUAGUUGCUCAGUCCUGUCUUUUUUUCUCCGAUAUUUGUCCUCUCCUUUUUUCUUUAUUUUCUGUCUUACCUCUCUCCCUCUCUGUGACUUCAAUUCCAUCCUGCCCAUCAUGUUUUCUCUCUCCCUACCUCCCUUUCCAUAUAGGUUCUGGAACCAUUGGAGCUCGGAGCCUGAUAACAACCUCUCCGGUGGGGUUGAAGGUGAGGACUGUGUGGUCCUGGAGAGUAACACUCAGACCUGGUCCGACGUGCCCUGUGUCUUCAGCUACCACCGCAUCUGUCAAAUGGAUGCUACCCCCAUUACCUGCCAUUGAAUCAGCGGGUGAAAGACACCACUGACCAUGAAAUAAGCUUAGAGUGGCAGGGAUUCAAUACAAGGCGCAUCGUAGGGAAGCGCGCUGCACUGUUGACAAUGUGCCAUUUAAAGGCAAUUUUCCCGACGUUCGCGGAGAACGAAUUCAGUGUAAACGCAGCAGUAAUCAAGUGUAACUUCCCUUCAAAAGUCAAAUGGUCUGAUUGUCUGAUUGAAUCCCAGUCACAGUAUGUAUAAUUAGCCAAAACAAAUGAAGAAGUGCCAGUUGGUAUCGACUUGUGUUGGUGUCUGUCUACCCACCACUGAAGGUAUUUCAAUAAAGCUAUCAAUCAGUCGCCCCUCAGCACUGCUGUUUUUUUUUUAUUCAAGAAUUUCAAUACAAUCUAACACUUUAAUUACAGUCUUAUAACACAACAACAAUAAACCCUGUAUUUACUCUGUUACUUAUUUCAAACAAUUCAACAACACUUUGUGGCCUCCUGAAUCCUAGCCUGGUGGAAUGAGCCUGAUCGCACAGCUGAAACCGUAAGAAACUAUAGUAUUAAGAUGUUAUUCUGUUUUCUUAAGAAAAUAUUUUGUAAAUAAUGGACUCAAAAAAAAAGUGCUAUGUAAUAUCCACUGAGUAUACCAAACACCUUCUUAAUAUUGAUAAAUAUAGAUUCAUUCUCUGAUCCUUUGAUUGGGCGGACAACAUGUCAGUUCAUGCUGGAAGAGCUCUGAUAGGUUGGAGGACAUCCUCUGGAUGUUGUCAUAAUUACUGUGUAAGUCUAUGGAAAGGGAUGAGAGCCAUGAGCCUCCUCGGUUUUGUAUUGAAGUCAAUACAAAAACUGAGGCUACUGUAGACCUUCCUUGCAAAACAGUGUGUUUUAAUUAACUAUUUGGUGACAUUCAUAUAUUUAGUAGAGUUUUAUCUAAAAAGGAUAACUUUUUUAAUGUUUCACAAUUUUUAUUUUUAUCAAAUUCACUCAGGAGGGUGGUCCUCCCCUUCCUCCUCUGAGGAGCCUCCACUGCGAUACACACAGGAAACUGUUGAGCGUUAAAAACCCAGUAGCAUUGCAGUUCUUAACACAAACCGGUGUGCCUGGCACCUACUACCAUACCCCGUUCAAAGGCACUUACAUUUUAUGUCUUUCCCAUUCACUCACUGAAUGGCACACAUACACAACCCAUGUCUCAAUUGUCUCAAGGCUUAGAAAUCCUUCUUUAACCUGUCUCCUCCCCUUCGUCUACAAUGAUUGAAGUGACAUCAAUAAGGGAUCAUAGCUUUCACCUGGAUUAACCUGGUCAGUCAAUGUCAUGGAAAGAGCAGGUGUUCUUAACGGUUUGUAUACUCAGCGUACAGUAAUACAAAAGCGACAGUAGCUUUACAUAUUUAUAUACAGAAUUUCUUCAAUUAUAGCUCAAUUAUAGGUCAUAAAGCAUGAUAAUAAACACUGGUGAAAUGGAAUCAAUUCUAGUAUCAAACAUCACAUGAAAAACAUCUUUCUUGCUUCUUUUGUCCUUUAGUUUUUUCUUUCUAUCAGAAUAGAAUAGCUAAGACGAAAUAGCAGAGACAUUGUCCUGAAUUUGACAGGGAGUCCGGUCUGUAAAUAUCUCUAGUUUUUUUGUGGGAAUCCUUUUGUUUUGGGGCGUAACAAGAAAACUGAAUGGUUGCACUGUAAAAACCAUUCUCACACAGAUUUUCUCAAAUAUGGGGAGAUGCAACAGAUACCCAAGGCAACAAAAAUCAUGUUUUCCCUCUAGAAUUUAGUUGGCAAGAGAGAGAAGGUUAGGCUUCUACCUUGAACCCUCACCGUUGACAACUCUGCACAUUCCGGCCAUAACCAUACUUUUUAAGCCCUCAAGCUAACCAAACUUGAGGUCUGAGUGUGUGGUGUGGUGUGUGUGUGUUGUGUGUGUGUGUUUGUGUGUGUGUGUGUGUGUGUGGUGUGUGUGUGUGUGUGUGUGUGGUGUGUUUGUUGUGUGUGGCGUGUGCGUGUGUGCGUGCGUGUGCGUUGGGUGCGUGGUGUGUUUGUGUGUGUGUUUUUUUUGUAGUGUUGCUGUGCAUUAAAUUCACUCACUCUUUGCAGUGGCAGAAUCUGCGUUGCACUCUGGGGCAAUCAUCACCCACCGCCUGAAAACCGAAAUAGAAACCACACCACACAGGACCUCAGUACAGUACCAACAGACCAAGCAACAUUUAAGAGAUAUUGAGUACAUUUUAAGCUAAAAUAAAUAUCUGAUGAAAUCACCAAAGUGUACCUGUCUGUGGCGUCGGAUGAGGAAUUACAGUGAUGAUGAGGAGGAGGAUGAAGAUGACGGCUGCGGGCACAGAUGGUUGACCACAGCCCCACUUCCAUGGGGACUCGCUCUGUGUGUGGGGGUUGUGUGUGUGUGUGUGUGUGUGUGUGUGUGUGUGUGUGUGUGUGUGUGGGUGUGUGUGUGCGUGUGUGUGUGCACACGUGCGUGCAUUAGUGUGUGUGUGUGUUCUUCUCAUCGUAACCAUGUGUUUGUUUAUAGGAAGCCCUGGGAAAAGAGGUCAGUAGGAUUGGUGGGUUUAAUACCUACUUCUGGAUCGGCUUAUCAGACAGAGAGAUAGAGGGGGACUGGAGAUGGGUGGACAACACAACGCUCACAAGCAAGUAUGUACUGUCUGCAACCCUUUCAACAAUCUCAACAUGACACGUACAACAUUGACUCAAAAUAUCUCAGUUGCUCAGUCCUGUCUUUUUUCUCAGAUAUUUGUCCUCUCCUUUUUUUCUGUCUUAUCUCUCUCCCUCUCUGUGACUUCAAUUCCAUCCUGCCCAUCAUAUUUUCUCUCCCCCUACCUCCCUUUCCCUAUAGGUUCUGGAACCAUUGGAGCUCGGAGCCUGAUAACAACCUCUCCGGUGGGGUUGAAGGUGAGGACUGUGUGGUCCUGGAGAGUAACACUCAGACCUGGUCCGACGUGCCCUGUGUCUUCACCUACCACCACAUCUGUCAAAUGGAUGCUACCCCCAUUACCUGCCAUUGA
Molecule: messenger RNA, 5617 nt
Organism: Coregonus sp. 'balchen'
Lineage: Eukaryota; Metazoa; Chordata; Actinopteri; Salmoniformes; Salmonidae
Source: the annotation of a GenBank genome assembly